GCAAAGCUGGGAGGAGCAGAAGAGGAGAAAUGAUCGUGAUAUCAGUCUGUCCUGAUAAAAGAAGAAACACAAUCACUCCUGAAUCACAGCAUCUACAGGUGGUUGUCAGUGUUUGAUAAAGGCAAAAACAGAAUUUAGUGCUUCAACAGAAAUGGAGAGAAUCACAUGUAUGUCUCUUCUGCUCACAGCUGUGGUCAGUUCUUCUGCACGAGCUCCGCGUCAGUAUCACUUUGUGAAUCAGAACCUGAGCUGGACUGAAGCUCAGAGUUACUGCAGAGAGAAAUACACAGAUCUGGUCACUAUCAGUGACAUACAAGAACAGAAUGACAUUGAACAGGCCAUAAAGAGAGUGAACAGCAAUGCUGACCGUGUCUGGAUUGGACUGAGGAGCACAGACUCAUGGAUAUGGUCUCUGAGUGACCCUGCCUUCUACAGAGAACAUGAGUCUCAGUACAGGAACUGGGGAAGAGAACAACCAAAUGGAGAUGGAGACUGUAUUUACAUGAAAUGUUUGAAUGAUCAUAAAGGACAGUGGCAUGAUGUAGACUGUAGUACAACAAGGCCUUUCAUCUGCUAUAAUGGCAGCAGUAAAGGAUUCAUCCCUGUACAGGAGAAAAAGAACUGGACUGAAGCUCAGAAAUACUGCAGAGAGAGUCACACAGAUCUGGCCAGCGUGAGGAAUCAGACUGAGAAUGAAGAGAUUCAGAAGAUCAUAGACCAAAACAUAACUUCAAGUAAUCAAGAUAAACGAGUCUGGAUCGGUCUGCACAGACUCUGGGUUUGGUCAGAUAACAGCACCUCCACAUUCACACACUGGAAAUCUAAUAGACCCGCAUCCAGAAACACUAAUCACGAUGACUGUGCAUUGAUUGAUCGCCAAGGAAUAUGGACAGAUGAGGAGUGUUCAGAAGAGCAUCCCUUUGUGUGUUAUGAUGAGAAGCUGGUUCUGGUCCGAGAGAAAAAGACGUGGACUGAAGCUCUGAGACGCUGCAGAAACAUGGACAUGGACCUGGUGUCGGUGGAUUCGGAGCAGAUGCAGCAGCGGGUGAUGAAUGUGACCUCGAGCGCUCUCUCUGAUCACGUGUGGCUGGGUCUGCGUCACUCCUGCAAACUGGGACUCUGGUUCUGGGUCAAAAGUCAGACCGUGUGCUACGAUCAGUGGGCUUCUGAUUAUGACAUCGGACUGGACGAAUGUGAUCAGACGGUGAGAUCUGGAGCCAUUCGGACCCGUGAUAAUCACUGGAUCAGCCUUCCUGAAACUGAAGAAAUCAACUUCAUCUGCACCAAGUACAUGUGAUCCAGAUUACACAAUCAGAUUACUAACAUGAAGCACUUGUGAUGAGAUUAUAUAAUAUUUAAAAUGCCCAUAAUCAGAUGCCUGUUACUUAUUGAUUUUAUUGAUUACAUAUUCAGACAAUGGCAGUAAAUUAUUUAUGAUCAUAAAAAGUACUCAGAAUACAUUACUAAUAAUCUGUAAUCUCAUAGAUUGUUACUAAAAAAGUUUUAGUCAUGUAAUUUGGAAUCCUUAAUGGACUAAAAUGAUUUAAGUAAUCACCCACUGUGUGUGAGUCAAAUAACUGUUUUUACAAAUUCAAGACUCAAAUGAUUCAAUUCAAUUCGAUUCAGUUCAAUUCGAUUCAAUUCAAUUAAAUUCCAUAUUUGAAUAUUCAAUUAAAUAUUUGCUUUUUCACUAUACACAUUUCAAAGCAGCUGCACAGAAAAUGUAUAUUUCAUUGUUAGAAUUAGGAAGUUUCUUGUUAUUUGAACUCAAAUGAUCUCCAUUUAUAGUCUAAUGUCUAUUUGAACUUCUAUAAUGUUUUCACUUGUUUAAGUUCGGUUAUAUGAUUCACUUUCAUGACUCAUGAGGUGAUGGAUACAAAUAUUUACUGUGUUUCCCUUCAUUUUGCAUUAUUAUUGUUUUUGUUUGUUUGUUUAGCACAUAUUAUUUACUACUUACUACUUAUAUUUACUUUUUUGUCGAAUCAAUAGGCUAAGCAAACUCCAUCUAAGAUGACUUAAAUAUGUUUAUAUAUAAUCAUAUAAAUGUAAAUACAUACAUGCAAUUUAAUGAAAAUGAUUCUGUAUUUUAACCUCUGCUUUUGCUUGUUUCAUACAGAGUUCCUAAAUGGAAACUGUGAUGCAAAAUACUUAUAGAAUUACAUGUGAGAUCAUAUUUCACUGAUUUUGCAUUUCUCCCUUCACUCAGACAAAACAUGAAAGCAUUAAAAUAUAAUUUUCCCUCCUAUCUCAUAUGUUUUCCAUCACCAUUUGCAUUUAGGGACUUUCAUAAUCCAG
Carassius auratus (goldfish) is the source of this 2295-nucleotide messenger RNA. RefSeq names its product C-type mannose receptor 2-like. The transcript has 6 exons. Lineage: Eukaryota; Metazoa; Chordata; Actinopteri; Cypriniformes; Cyprinidae. Bases 152 to 1297 code for a protein of 381 amino acids. The record is from RefSeq and is a predicted model, not a curated record.